UGGCUGUGGCUAGACCUCACAUUCAACCAUCUGUACUGGUUGAUCUCUUUCUCCUCCAAUGGGUAGCAGUGCUGUGUGGGUCUUCUUGCCUCUUGAGAUGAUCAUUGCUGUAGCUUGUUGUCUGGGCAACACGCUGGUGAUCUGGGCAGUGUGGACAUGUGGAGCCCUCAGGCAGCCCACCUUCUGCUUCAUUGUGUCCCUCGCUGUGGCUGAUUUCCUGGUGGGAUUGGUGGCCAUCCCCAUUGCUGUGCUGGUCGACAUUCGCAUGACCACCUCCUUUUAUGGCUGCCUUUUCAUGUGCUGUGUCAUCAUAAUGCUACAAGUGGCUUCUGUCGUCUUACUCCUGGCCAUCGCAGUGGACCGUUUUCUCAGAGUGCACAUCCCACUGACGUAUAAGGCCACAGUCUCUAAGAAACGCUUAUGGAUCGUGGUGGCACUCUGCUGGGUCAGUGCUGCGUUGCUGAGUUUUAUCCCCAUGUUUGGAUGGCACAGAUCUUUGGGUGCAGACAGAAUUCAAUGCAGCUUCUUAACUGUUAUUUCCACUUCCUAUGUAGUAAACUUUAUUUUCUUCAGCUUCUUUCUUCCUCCUUUGGCUCUCAUGACAGGCUUGUACUGUUACAUCUUUCUGACCACUCGAAGGCAGUUAAGAGCAAAUAUCGGUGUGGCUGCCGUGUCCAGCACAUAUUACCAAAAAGAACACAGACUGGCUGCUUCACUGGUUCUGGUCUUGGUUCUGUUUGUUGUCUGUUGGCUCCCAGUUUUCCUCACAGUCACUGUAAAAUUAUAUAGUCCUAAUAUUGAGGUGCCCUCUGUUGCCAUUGACAUAGGUGUCCUCCUCUCCCAUGCUAAUUCAGCAGUUAACCCCAUAGUUUAUGCGUUUAAGAUCCCCAAGAUAAAAGAAGCUUGUAAGAAGCUGUGGAGAAGAGUUUAUCAUGACCGAGAACAGCAGAGUGAACAGAACAACACACAGAAUAAUGCAGAAAACACUGGUACAAAAGACAACAGUACAGAAAACAGGAGUACUAACUUGAGCUGAUCUGACUUAACCACACCACCUACACAAGAAUUGCUGUUUCCAGUAUUUGGAAUGUAUCUCAGAUUAAAGUUUACACUCUAUUUUAA
Messenger RNA from Pygocentrus nattereri (red-bellied piranha), 1122 nucleotides. RefSeq names its product adenosine receptor A1-like. Gene Ontology annotation, biological process: G protein-coupled adenosine receptor signaling pathway. Gene Ontology annotation, cellular component: membrane; synapse; dendrite. The record is from RefSeq and is a predicted model, not a curated record. Gene Ontology annotation, molecular function: G protein-coupled adenosine receptor activity. The coding region runs from base 59 to 1036 and encodes 325 amino acids. NCBI's taxonomy places the organism in Eukaryota, Metazoa, Chordata, Actinopteri, Characiformes, Serrasalmidae. The transcript has 2 exons.